AUGGGAAUCAUCAAUCCGAUGAAUCAAAUUCUACAAGAAUACCUAGCAACAUCGUUGUCAAAAAAAUAUGGUUUUUCUCUUGAAAAAACUGAGAUUUCGUGGAUUUGGUCAUCGACAGCGGGCAUGCUCUUUAUUGGAGCCGCAUUGGGUGCGCUUGGCUCAAGUGCGAUCAUUUCGAGAAAAGGCCCAGUGAAAGCUCUACUCUAUUCAGCUAUUUGGCUCUUGAUCUCAGCUCCUCUUUGCGGGAUCUCAUCGUUCAUCGAAAUCCCAGAGUUUUUCAUUCUUGGCCGCUUCUGUUCGGGGAUCGGGAUUGGAAUUGGAAUGACAGCACACGGCAUUUUUUUGAUCGAGAUUAGUUCAGUGAAAUUCCGUGGCAUCAUCAGCUCAUUCGGCGGUUUCUCGAUCAACAUCGGCUUCAUUUUCGCGAAUUUUCUCGGUUUACCGGUGAUUCUUGGCACGCAAACACAAUGGCCGAUCGCUUUUUUGAUCGAAGGAAUACCAAAUAUUCUUCUAAUCUUGGGAAUCAUUUCGUUUUUCCACGAGACUCCGAUUCAUUUAUUGCGUUUCGGCAAAGAUCAAGCGGCCAAGGAGAGCUUAAAAGUCUAUUCGAAAGAAUCCGAUGUUGAUCAAGAAAUCGAAAAGCUUAAAAGAGUGCUGAAAUUUCAACAGAAAACCGAUAAAUGGAGCGAGAUUCUCGUUGAUGGAGCUUCUCGCAGCGCUCUCCUCUUCUCCUGUGCUCUAAAUUGUGUUGUUGCAUUCAGUGGCAUCACCGCUGUUUCGUUCUUCGGCACUUUUCUCUUGGAAUCGAUAGGUUUCAGUUCAUCGCAAGCCGCCCUAGCCAACUUGCUGAGUGGAUUCGCCGGUACGCUUGGCGCCAUUUUCGGCAGUUUUGGACUCGAUCGGGUUGGUCGCCGAUUUCUCGUCAUCGGCUCCCUGUUAUUGUUGGCUUUUAUCAACACGUCGAUGAUGAUCCUUGUUGCUCUCUUCAACCAAACACAAAACAAACAGAUUGCUUACGGGUUUUUGUUACUUUUUGUCAUGUUUUUGUUCACAUUCAGUGCGGGUGUUGGUCCAACGGCGUGGUUUCUCGGGGCAGAGCUGUCGCCAGCAUCAUCAAGAGCGAAAAUUCAAUCGGCUUCGGUGUUCUGCCAGUACAUCUUUUGCUUCAUUUCUCCAUUGAUCUACUAUCCAUUAUCCGUUUAUUCCCCAACUCUUUCCUUUCUUUUAUUUAUCGUACCAUUGACCGUCUCGGCCGUCUAUUUCUAUCGAUAUCUUCCAGAGACAAAAGGGAAAACUUUUGAGGAGAUUUUUCGAAAUUUCUCGAAA
Mesorhabditis belari is the source of this 1326-nucleotide messenger RNA. The record is from the annotation of a GenBank genome assembly. NCBI's taxonomy places the organism in Eukaryota, Metazoa, Nematoda, Chromadorea, Rhabditida, Rhabditidae.